AGAUCGAGAAGGACUGCGCAAACAUAUGACGUCACGACUUCAUGUUUGGUUUCAUUUUUAUGCGGUUACGGCCAGUUUUUACCGCGCGGCGCGGACUUGGAUCGCUUGGAGCAGUGACCCUAGCUUGGAGCUGUACGUGAGGUGAGGAAAUAACUUUUUCCUGCGUUCUACCACCUGUGUGACGGCGCUUUCAACGACAGCGCCUACUGCUUCUGAUGGCCGGCAUCCAGCAAUUGGCAGGGCGCUUAGCUCUGGUCACAGGUGGGGGCAGUGGCAUCGGUCGCGCUGUGUGCAAGGCCUUGUCGCACGAAGGAGCGCGCGUUAUAGCUGCCGACAUAAACAAAGAAGGUGCAGCGACUACGGUCAGCGAUUUGCCAGGUUCCCAUGAACAUCGUGCUCUAGAAGUGGAUGUUGGAAGCUCUGAAUCUGUGUCGUCACUGUUUGCUGAAAUCAAGAAGGCAUACUCUGCCCCAGUCAGCAUUGUAGUCAACUGUGCUGGUAUUGUCCGAGACUCCUUCCUUAUGGACAUGACUGAGGAAGCAUUUGAUGAAGUGUUGAAGAUCAACUUAAAGGGGACAUACCUUGUGACCCAAGCUGCUGCUCGGGAAAUGGUCUCGUCUAAUGUGCCAAAUGGAGCAAUUGUGAACAUUUCCAGUAUUGUGGGAAAGACUGGAAACAUGGGUCAAUGUAACUACGCUGCUUCGAAAGCGGGCGUUGUGGGUUUCACGAAGACAGUUGCUCUGGAACUGGCCAAGCAUAAUAUCCGUUGCAAUGCCAUCAUGCCUGGUUUCAUAGAUACACCUAUGGUUGCUACUGUUCCAGAAAAAGUGAUGUUGAAGAUAAAAGGAAGAAUUCCCAUGGGACGCUUUGGUAAGCCAGAAGAGCUGGCUGAUGCAGUGCUUUUCUUGUGCUCUCCAGCCAGCUCCUAUGUGACUGGUUCAGUGCUUGAGGUCACUGGUGGCUUGUAUAUGUAGGCAGGUGACAUGGUUUAUGUUCCUUGUGGCAUGCUAGGUGGUGGAUUAUGUGCAGAUGUGUUAAGCUUUUAUUUCUGCAAUGUUGUGAUGACAUCUUUUUAUUGUUGUUGGAGAAAGGCGAUUGCUAACAGCUUGUGCAGAUAUGUACACGCUUAAUGAGGAGUGAGAAAAAUUGACAGCAGAUUUUCAGGGACUCCCUUCUCCUUAGAAUGGAAGUCACAUUAAGCAGUUAUAGCUGAGCACUGCUUGCGGUUCAACUUGCUCGCAUUUCACUUGCUGAGGCACUGCAGAGAAGUGCAUCAAUUUUGUAUUUUUGAUAAGUGACGUGAGUGACACAGUGAGCUCCAAUAUGACAAAGCCUGGUGGAAGUGCCAUCACACUGCACUUAGUCGGUUAUGUAGCAGAGCGAGCCAGCACUCUGGCUUUUGCUGCUGGCAUGAGCAUAUUGUGCAUGUGCACUAGCAUUUCCACUGAGAGGCUGUGCACAGAAUGUUAGGAUACACCAGUCUCAGUGCAGCGAACUGUGAGUGGAGCUCCAUUGUAGAAAGGUCAGCGACACUUACCUACUUGAGAAAGCAUGUGAGCAAAUAACAGAAUUUUUCAAUCUCAGAAGUCUUAAGAAUAUUGUGCAUGGAUAUCAGUAGCAGUGACACUGAGAAGAGUAGGAGAAGGUAAUUACAUUUGUUAGUUCCUAAGGAACUGAGACCUCAGCCCAGGCCUCCUUGGGUGGUAUAGGAGCACUGGCUGAGUGCAUUCCUUAUUUACUGCACCAGCAGGACUGGGCAACUAAGAGCGAUGACAAUAGUGCAUUGUAAGAGAGUGAAGAUGUCAAUAGGAGCAUGUCUGCAACAUGUAACAGGCUUCUACAAUAGUUUAUAUGCUAAUAUGCGGAAGUUUUUAGCUCUUUUAAUGUUACACAUUCUCAUGAAUUAUGGCCAUUUUUGGAGGGAACAGUAGGGGCACAUACCAGAAGCUUACAGUGGAAAACUGUUACAACAAGUGAAUGAAAAAAUGUAAGAGGUAAAAAGGAGGAUGUAUGUAAGGAAUGUGUGCAGUAUUAUGUCAGCUGGAGAGUGAUAAGCAACAAUCUAUGCAUAGUUGAUGAGACAAUACAUGGACUGCAGGCAGCUUAACUUUUUAACUCAACUAUGUGCAUUUAAAAACAAUAAACUGCAGGUUGUAGGAAUUUACUGUGACAAACAAAUCAUAUCGAUCAAUCACUUCAAUCAAUCAAUCAAUCAAUCAAUCAAUCAAUCAAUCAAUCAAUCAAUCAAUCAAUCAAUCAAUCAAUCAAUCAAUCAAUCAAUCAAUAAAUCAAUUUGUGUUAAAUUGCAAAUUUGAGCCGUAUGCUUGUACACUGACAAGUUACUUAGCACUUUUUAUUACACCCCUUACUCAAUGCCCUGUCAAGGGGCCUGUAAGGUAUGUUCAGGUAUGUAAGUGUACUUGACAAGUGCUAAUGUGUGCACAUUGUUGCAAAGUAUUUACAUACAGAGUCCUUAUGAUGACAUUGCUGCUGGCUGCAAGCCUUGUCUGAGCCAACAGCUGCUAUUAGAGUUUCAGCAUGUCCGGUAUUCUGUUAUAUGCAAGCAGAUUGGGCAGAUUGCUGGGUGAGCGGAGUAAUAAAUGUGAGCGGCCAGAUUGGUGGUGUAGAGCACAACCAACCAAACACAGAUCUAAUAUUGUAGUAAUCAAGCUUAAGGCAUGUUAGAAAGGCCCCUCGCCAGACCCCAUAGCAAAUUUUGUUUAUACACUGAAAAUUGUUACUUGUCCUCUAAGGAGCGUUCUACUGCAAAAAUUUUUCAAAUUGACUCAUUAAUAGCCGAGCUAGAAAUAUUUCAGUUCUGCGAACCAAUGAUCUCAGAAGGCGAGCUCCAUUGCAAAGCGAGACACUCUCUCCACUUGCCUCGUCUAGCCUCUGCAAGCGAAAUUCCUUCUCUGCUUUCUCCCUUACCGGACCUCGAUGAUUGCGUGACGCAUACGUCACAGGCCCCGCCUUCAUUUUUUUUCUCCUCGCUUGUUUUUUUUUCGGCGCUGUGCAUUUUUGCUAAUGGCGCCGCGUGUGAGCUGUUGUGAUUCUUUAGUUUUGUGCAGCAUACAGUUUUGCGCAGCGUACGAUUUUGCGCGCUGUGCACAAGGACUACCGGUAUAAUUCAGCGCUACAUGAAUACUGAGGCAAACACAAGUGGACUGCAUAACAUGAUCGCGUGCUGGAACAUGGUAGAAAGUGGCAUAGUUUUGGUACCUGUGCACGUGACUGCAUGAACGGGGGAACAAGCAGACGAAGCGGAAGUACAUCUGUCUUGCUUCGGUGCAAAGAAAAAAAAAAUGCAGUCAUUGUGUUUGUGUUUUAUUUAUUCUCUAAACUUCAGUUCAUCAAUUCAAGCAACAGAUCAUACAAAUAACAGAUGUUGCCUUGAACAAUUCUCGAAGUCACAUGUCUCGAUGAUUGACGUCACAAUGCGGGCACGAAUACGUAGGCGCAGGGACGCGAGUAGGUCACUGUCCGGCUUGGAGCGCGGUCACCGCGAGGGAAAGGGAAAACGGCAUUUGGAUUGAAAUUUCAGACCUUUCCACAGCCCGUAGCGAUGUAAUACGUUGCAAACAUGAUCGUUAGCAUGCAUUGUGUGCUCUGUGCUAAGCUCGAAAUGGCCAGACCUGGUGAGGGUCCCUUUAAACACUUAAAAAGGCGAUAUGUUCACAAUUAUGCCACUGCCGAAAAUAUACACCAGCAAUCAAGUCGAAUGCACUUGGUCAGUGCGCGGACUGUGCAUAGUGGAAUACCGGAUACACUAAAACUCUCUAUGAACUCACCUUCUACAUGUCCAUGGCUGCUAAUAAUAAUAUAUCUUCAGAAGUGCUUCCUGAUCACUCGUGUUGAUUUGGCUUGUUAAGAGAGCUAUCUAUCUGCUGCAGUAUUUUUCAUUACAAAUGGAGUACCUGUGCCACUUGUCUUUUGCAAAUGUUAACUGACAUUAUAUAAGCAAAUAGUGGGGCUAUGACAUGAUGUUUGUGCAUCACAAUAUGGUCUCCAGCUUUUUAUUUAAGAUAUUUGGCUUCUGGUGGUACCUCAUUGCUGUUUAUGCAGGUGUUUUUGUAAAAGUUCAGUCAAACUGACUCUUCCCAAGAUAUUUUCUCUUUUUCUUCGUUUUUUGAAAUUUGGCACAGAACAUAUGCUGAAGGAAAAGCUCCUUCAUUUUGAUCAAAUAUUGCAACACUUUCAGAGGAAUUUCAGUCACAGUGCAGAAUGACCAAAGGCUCCUUCUGCAUGUGAAAUUAAGGACCAAGAGAUGCGUACUUGCAGUAUGAAAAUAAAAUAUCUAUCGCAUUUCAGUUAA
Molecule: messenger RNA, 4312 nt
Organism: Dermacentor albipictus
Lineage: Eukaryota; Metazoa; Arthropoda; Arachnida; Ixodida; Ixodidae
Product: estradiol 17-beta-dehydrogenase 8-like
Molecular function (GO): oxidoreductase activity, acting on the CH-OH group of donors, NAD or NADP as acceptor
Source: RefSeq, a predicted model, not a curated record